Messenger RNA from Lachancea mirantina, 1299 nucleotides. The record is from the annotation of a GenBank genome assembly. NCBI's taxonomy places the organism in Eukaryota, Fungi, Ascomycota, Saccharomycetes, Saccharomycetales, Saccharomycetaceae.
AUGGUCUAUGAGGCAAAACCUUUCGACCCUAUUGUGUUGAAGGCAAAUGACAAGAAGCGAGUAGCGUAUUUCUAUGAUGCUGAUGUAGGUAAUUAUGCCUACGGUGCUGGUCAUCCGAUGAAACCCCAUAGAAUAAGAAUGACGCACUCGCUAAUCAUGAACUAUGGUCUCUACAAGAAAAUGGAAAUCUAUCGCGCGAAGCCAGCGACCAAGCAGGAGAUGUGCCAAUUUCACACUGACGAGUACAUUGACUUUUUGUCACGGGUGACGCCGGACAACUUGGAUAUGUUUCAAAAGGAGAGUGUUAAGUUCAACGUGGGUGACGACUGUCCUGUUUUCGACGGACUUUAUGAGUACUGUAGUAUAUCCGGAGGUGGAUCGAUGGAAGGUGCAGCCCGUUUGAAUCGCGGUAAGUGCGAUGUUGCCAUAAACUAUGCCGGUGGUCUCCAUCACGCGAAGAAGUCCGAGGCCUCAGGUUUUUGUUACCUCAAUGAUAUUGUUCUCGGUAUCAUCGAGUUACUGAGGUACCACCCGCGUGUGCUGUACAUUGAUAUCGAUGUACAUCAUGGAGACGGCGUUGAAGAAGCGUUCUAUACGACCGAUAGGGUCAUGACUUGCUCAUUCCACAAGUAUGGAGAAUUUUUCCCCGGUACAGGUGAGCUACGAGAUAGUGGAGUUGGCAAAGGCAAGUAUUAUUCCGUGAAUGUACCUCUUAGGGACGGGAUAGACGAUGCGACAUACAAAUCUGUUUUUGAACCUGUCGUCGGUAAAAUCAUGGAAUGGUACCAACCUUCGGCGGUCGUGCUACAAUGCGGCGGUGACUCGUUGUCAGGUGAUCGUCUCGGGUGCUUUAACUUGUCUAUGCGGGGACAUGCGAAUUGUGUCAACUACGUCAAGUCUUUUGGUAUUCCUAUGCUUGUUGUAGGCGGAGGGGGUUAUACGAUGCGUAAUGUUGCGAGGACGUGGGCCUUUGAGACAGGUGUUUUGAAUAACGUGAUUCUCGAUGACGAAUUACCUUACAACGACUACUACGAGUACUAUGGGCCAGACUACCAGCUUGACGUGAGACCAUCCAAUAUGUUCAACGUGAAUACACCGGAAUAUCUGGACAAGGUUCUUCUCAGCAUUUUUUCCAAUCUAGAAAACACCAAAUAUGCACCUAGUGUUCAGCUCAAUAAUGUGCCGAGAGAUUUAGAGGAUUCUGGUGAUGUUGAGGAAGACACGGACAUGGCAAAGGACACACGAGGCGGCUCUCAAUACGCAAGGGAUUUAAUUGUCGAAAAUGGCAAUGAGUUUUAG